This is a messenger RNA of Trichogramma pretiosum, 4978 nucleotides long. It is a transcript of the gene Trc8, whose product is annotated as protein TRC8 homolog. Gene Ontology annotation, biological process: ERAD pathway. Gene Ontology annotation, cellular component: endomembrane system; endoplasmic reticulum. The transcript is spliced from 5 exons. Lineage: Eukaryota; Metazoa; Arthropoda; Insecta; Hymenoptera; Trichogrammatidae. The coding region runs from base 887 to 2866 and encodes 659 amino acids. The record is from RefSeq and is a predicted model, not a curated record. Gene Ontology annotation, molecular function: ubiquitin protein ligase activity.
CCCUAGUCGUUCUCACGCUGCUUUCUCACUUGCGCGUGUCUGUUCGAUGCAGUACAAACACGUACACACACUUGCUGUCGCCGUCUCUCACUCGGUCGCUCGUUAACGCAAGUGCACCUUAGGUGCGAAAUCGUAAUAUAUACACACACACACUACUGCAGCAGCAGCAGCAGCCAAAACGUCGCUACUCGGCCGUUAAACCAGUGCGUCGGGCGAAUCGCCCCAGAUGCGAGGCAGUGCGGUGCAGCCGAGCCAAAAGUCAUCGCGAUUCUUGCACACUACGAAAAUCUGAUAUAAGUGAUACAUAACCAACAAUUGCCAAAGUCGUUGCUGUCGAUACUCGUCGCCGCCGUCAUCGUCGUCGUCGUCGUCGUUACGCAUACGACAAUUUUCUAUUGUCGCUAAUGUCAAGUCUUCGUAUGCAUCUUUAAUUUUGCAACUGACGUGUUGUUUUGUCACUCGAAUCGACAGUUUGCAGCAGUUCACACGACUGCGAUAUACAUACUGUUACCCGAGCAAGUCAACGGAGUAGACGUAUCAGCUAUGCGCCAAAACGAGACGGCCAAUCUUAAUGUAAAUUCUUGUCAUUACGUAGGAGAAGAAUAAAAUGCUAAUGCGUCGCGUAUUGAAACCAAUCGAGCUGCGGAAAUCCCAUCAACUAACAAUGUGAAUUACAACUGACCGCCAAGAUAAAAAAAAAAAAAAUUAACAAGUGUCGCGAAUGUUCCAAGCGGUAAAUGUUGUUGGCGUUGUUGUUGCUGCUUCUGCUGCUAACUGCAUAACAAAACGUCUGCUUCUAGCCCCUAAAGCUGCUGAAUACACACAUUGUGGAAUUUUCUGGAUGUCUUAGUUUUUCACAAACUAGUUAAAUUUUUAAUUAUACAAAAUGGAGAUUAGAAUUCACAAGUUUUUCAGCAUUUUGAUGAGAGUGCCACCAAUAUUUGUCAUUGACACAUUACUCAAAGUAGGCCUGGGUACUUCAAAUGAACCCUUGGUCUAUAAUAGUACAGAUGAUGGUUUUCAAUUGGUAGAUAGUCAAAAUGAUUUUUUUGAAACAGUUGCAACUGCUGGAAAUUCAGUGUUUAGUAAUCAAGUUUUGUCUGGGUCUCAGAUUACAAACGAUUUAAAUUAUGGACCCCUAAACUUUAUUUUAGAUCUUAAAUCCAUUGGAUGUUUUCUUGGUUGUAUAGCAGCAUUUUGUAUCUUUUUACUUUGGACACGACAUCUCUUGAUAGUGUACAUUUACUUAGCAUCUUUGGCAUGCCUUUUUCUUUCAUAUACAUGCAACUCAUUUACAAUGAAUGCGGUCAUAUCUUAUAUGGAAGCAGAUAAUACAGGGAUCGGACUUUUUGCUCUAUUAACCAAUCUUCAGCUAUCAGAUUUGUGGAAUGGUCCAGGAUGGCUAAUUUUUGCAAAUUAUUUUUUCCAAAUAGCUUUAGCUGUAGUAUUCUAUGGAUUGUAUAAUGGGCCAAAACAUCCUAUGUUACAGUAUUUUAUUAUUUUCUGUUUCUCAGUGCCAUCAUACUUUGUAGUUUAUCCUGUUCCUGCAAGCUUCAUGCUAAAAGCCCCUCCAGUUGCAGCUUUUUUCCCUUUAGCCAUAAACAUCUUUUGGCUAUGUUACAAUGCCUUUGAAAUUUGGAGAACAAUUUAUCGUGGCUAUGAUCUUCUGCGUAAUUUUGUUUCUAACUAUGGACUUUCAGCUUUAUUUGAAACUCAAUGGGCUCGUCUUCAUGUUCCAUCAGUGUUACGAACUUUUUGGCUCUUACGCGUCUCGUGGCAAAUCGCGCGGAUUCUGUUCUCUGAGUAUGAACAUGAAGAUUUUAAUUAUUAUGACAUGAUUAAAACGCUCAUGGUGAACGGCUGUGAAACAGUAACAGCAGUACUAGGCAUGACCAGUGUUAUUUCUGUCAUUUGUCAUUAUAUUGGUGAUUUCUUCCAAUGGGUUUUGCUAAAUGAAGAAGAAGAUGAAAAAAGUAUUGGUACUAUAUCAGCUAUACUCUUCUAUAUUUUAGCCCUUCAAACUGGACUGACAUCGCUAGACACAGAAAAUAGAUUACAAAGACUCUGUAGAAAUUUAUGCUUACUUUUUACAGCAGUGUUGCAUUUUGUUCACAAUAUAGUUAAUCCACUAAUGAUGUCAUUAAGCGCAUCACACAAUCCAGCAUUACAUAGACAUUUAAGGGCUUUAGCUGUAUGUACUUUCCUCAUCGUCUUUCCUGUUUGGCUACUUAGCUUCCUUUGGUCACAAUAUCCAAUGACCACUUGGCUACUUGCAGUCUCUGUGUUUAGUAUUGAAGUUGUAGUCAAAGUUAUUGUGUCACUUGCCAUCUAUUCGCUCUUCCUAUAUGAUGCUUACCGGAAAAAUUUCUGGGAUGAGCUGGACGACUGGGUUUACAUAAUAAAAUCUUUCGGAAAUACAAUAGAGUUUGCAUUUGGCAUCAUUUUGUUUUUCAAUGGGUUUUGGAUCCUUGUAUUUGAAGCUGGUGGUACGAUCCGCGCAAUCAUGAUGUGUGUACAUGCUUACUUUAACUUAUGGUGUGAAGCAAAGGCAGGUUGGACCACAUUUAUGAAGCGGCGUCAAGCAGUUAAUAAAAUUAAUUCCUUACCUAGUGCAACGCGUCAACAGCUCAUUGAUCUUAAUGAUGUCUGUGCUAUAUGUUACCAAGAUAUGGAAAGUGCUAAAAUUACCUGUUGUAAUCACUACUUCCAUAGUAUAUGUUUGAGGAAGUGGUUAUACGUGCAAGAUAGAUGUCCGUUAUGUCAUGAUAUCAUGUACAAAGUCAAUAAUAGUCAAAAUGAGCCUGCUGCGGCUGAAGAACCAGUAGAAAACGGGCACAGAAUGAAUGUUAAUAAUGAAGAUGAUUGAUCAAAUAUAAAGGAGUUUAUUUAGAGCAUGACUUUAUUUAAUAAUAAUUACCAUGGCCGCUUGUAAAUAUUUUUACCUGGCUAAUAGACAAUUUAUUAAACCAAGUAAGUGGUCAAAAUGAAGACUUCUAUUUGUAUCCAAGGCGAAGUUUAUGGGUCAUUGGUGUAGCUGCUUUGUGAUAUAUGUAUAAAUAAUGAUAAAGGCAAGCAACGGAUGACGACGAAUUAUAAAUAUUCAACAAUCAAUUAAUAAAAAUUAAGCUUGCGCACAAGUUGGACAAGGGAACAUUGUAUGUGAGAAUGCAUGCGUUAUAAAACAUGAAAAGACUGUCACGAUUAUGUAUACGAAUAAGUUUUGGUUUUUAUGCAUUGCAUAAGUGUGUUAAAACAUUACCUGCGUCAUUUCUUAAAUAUGAUACAUUCCGAAUAAAAUCUAGGAGUUGUAAUGUGAAAAAAGCAAUUGUACUCUCCAAGUUGAAGCCAUUUAUUUUAAAAAUUUAUAAAAUAUUUCGGUCCGAUCAUUUUUUUUUCGCUUUAAACGUGAGAAAUAAUAGGUGAAAAUUAAUAUUAUCUACUUUAAGAUUAGGUGCGACUUUUUUUGUUUUUGAAAAUACGUACAUAGUUUUUAAUAUCUGACGAAUCACGAUGUCGUAUUUAAGACUUCGUCUUCUCUCUAAUUUAUUAAUAAUUAUCAAAGCUUUUUUUAGGUAGUCAAGCAAAUCAUGCGUUUAAAACUAUAAAAAUAAAAUAUAGGUAUGCUCACCCUAAUUAAAAAAUUUUAUUUAUUAAAUGAAAAAGAGCUAACAGUGGUUGUGACGACGAACUAAUCAUACGUGAAAAAAAUAAAUAAAAUUUACAAAAAAGCUCAAAUAACUAUCUGAAAACAUUAAUUUUAACAUCAAGCAAAUGAAAAUGUUUAUAGUUCAACUUAGAAAUCAAUUAUGAGAUUAUAAUUGAAACAAAUUUCAUUGAUAUUUAAGAAAUGAACGAAAUUUAUCAUAAUUUUACGUUUUCUUUCAAUUCUUCAUAUUUAAACGACGUUAUUUCAUACUUUUCCUUGCAUUUCGUACCUCAAUUAGGAAGAAAUGAAUGUACAUAAACUCGAUUUUUGCUACAAUUUGUUGAAAAUGUCGAAAUUAAUAAUUGAAGUCAUAUAAAAUUUAAGAAGCAGGCCAAGAAUGUCUGUUGAGGAAAAAACUUUAAUGUUAAAUAAUGUUGAGACACGAAGAAACAAUUUGAACAGUUUCUCAUUGCAUUAUAUAAUUUGUAAAAAAAUUCAUUUUGUUAGUUAUAAAUCGUUCGUUUAGAAUAAUGAGUAAUACUUAUUAAAAACUUUUUUUUAUUCUUUAAAAUUAUUUAACUAGAAAAAUAUAAAUUAGAUUGCGUUUGGAACUUAAUCGUGUUUCAUACUGCGAAGCGCUUUCUCACUGUUAUAAUUUCUUCUUAUUGUACAUAGAAGUUUAAUUUUAAAAUUCAUGAAUGAGGGAUGAUUGGCGAGAUAUCAUUCAGAUUCAUUAUAGUUGUGCACUUAUAUUUGUAUGCACAAGAGAAACGUGUGUGAUAUUUGAACACAAAAUGAAGAAAAUAGCAAUUUUAUUUCUUUAAUUGAUUGAAAUAUUUUCAUAUUGUGCUCAAUUAUUUAACACAUUUUCCUUGUAACACGCGCCUGAAUGAUACCUUGCCGAAUAAUUUUUGAACAAAUACUUACAUGAUUGUAUAUUUAUCUACGAGUUUUCUUUUGUACAUAGAUGAAAAAUUUGACUGCAUACAUCUCCAAUAUCUAUUCAUAUAUUAUAUAGAUGUUUGUUUGUAAAUAUGCUGCGACGAGAACCUGAGAAAUUAAUAUCAAGAUAAAAAUACAAGAUCGGUCAAUUAUAGUUUAAUCUGUAACGAGGGAAAAGGUGCUAAGACUUGUUAUGAAUAAUUUUUGUAUGAUUUAUUAUGUUUGCCAAUUAUUAUCGAUUCGCAUUAACGAAGCAUCGUUCUGGGCGAGCCAGCUAUUGUACGCUGAUUGCACAGUUUUUCUUUUACUUUUAAACAUGAAUGUUACGUUGAUCGAAAUGAAGGUUUUUGAAAAUAUUGCUCAAUAAAUGUUAUAUUUUUACGAGAAAAA